This is a messenger RNA of Aspergillus mulundensis, 2772 nucleotides long. RefSeq lists its product as uncharacterized. The record is from RefSeq and is a predicted model, not a curated record. The transcript is spliced from 17 exons. Bases 1 to 2772 code for a protein of 923 amino acids. NCBI's taxonomy places the organism in Eukaryota, Fungi, Ascomycota, Eurotiomycetes, Eurotiales, Aspergillaceae. Gene Ontology annotation, biological process: regulation of synaptonemal complex assembly; meiotic cell cycle.
AUGGCAGCAAAGCACUCUAUCAAACUGAAAGACCAAUUACAAGCUAUACUGGCUCUUGCCGCGGGCCUCCAUAACCAACUCACCCAAAAUGACGUUCCCGGUACUACAGCUCUCAACCAAGAGACCCUGGAGUUGCUCGAGAAGACCUUGCGUCGGCUUCCCCUCGUUGCAGACUCUAUUUCCCCGUCUACUCGCCGGCAACUAGAUAACGAAGGAACAAAGCUAUGGAACAUUCGCCUACUGCAAUUGCGAACUACCGAUGAGAAUAAUGAUGCCGUACUACUAUGCAAAGUGAGAGCUCUCGCCUACUCAAUGCUAGAUGCCGCCGCACCGACGACAGGUCCGGGUAACUAUCGAAGUCUUGAACUUUCGUUCAAGGUUGUCAAGGCUUGCAUAGAGCACGAUCUUAUCAGUCUGGCACAGAAGAUGAUGGAAUCGGCCGCUGCCAGAUUAGAUCUGAUCGAGAGAUCUAAGCCCGAUACCGAGAUCGUCAAGUCUGAGAUCGUUGCCACUGAAUACUACAUGCUACGUGUAUAUCUGGCUUGGGCCCAGAAACGGCUACACAUUGCAGACCACAUGUUUACGAAGAUCCCAGAGUCCAAAUCGACGGAGCAACAGAGGGUCAUCGUGGAUAUAUGCUAUACGAUUGGGGAGUCGGCGCUCAAGGCUGGUCAGUUUGACAAGGCAUCGACGUGGCUGGCCAGGGCCCUGAAGGUAUGCGAGAUGUGGCCGAGCGAUAUAAGCCAGGAUGUUGCGCUGGGGCUGAAGGACAAGAGGCUGUUGGUCUUGCAUGCUUAUGCACGGUCCAACCUUCAUCUUACUACCGCAGCCUCCCAGAAUGAGCUUCGCAGAGCCCUGGACCUGUUGAGAACUGAGUACGGCGAUUCCUUCCCUGUCCUGGUGUUCUCCCUCGAGGUCCUCAACAAGGAUGCACCGAACGAAGAAUAUUUCGAAACACUCAAGUACUCAAUCAAGGAAAUGGGUGACGACGAUGCAGGAGUCAAGAUGCGAGUACCCCUUCCGCAACUUUUCGUUGAAGCCUGUGGGCAACUACUGAGCAAGCUCGCGGCUCUUGAUCUGAGUACCAAAGAGCAAUGGAUGGAGAAGAUCUUCGUCUCAGUCAUCUGGACAUUGACGGGCACCGGCCCCAGUGAGGAUAAAUGCCCGAGGCUAGCUGAAGCAGCAGCGCAGGUAUUGACGGAUUGUGGCUUGAGCAAGCCGAGCGAAGAUGCGACGCAGGCGUCUCUAAUCCUCAUCUGGAAGUAUAUUGACACAAUGCUAUCAAAAGGUUCAACCUCCACAGCAGAACAAUGGUGCCGUUUCCUUCUACAGCAACCUAUGUUCAAGCAGGCUCCAGACAUUGAAACCAAGUCCUUCCGAAAGCUCAUCCUCUGUGUCUUGGAGAAGUAUGACCCCUCUACCGCGCGCCAGGUAUUCGACGAAAUACCAGAUGACUGCAAAUCAUGCCCGCUCACGCUGUAUCUGAUGUACAGACUGGCUCUUCUCGCAGAUGAUGCAUCUCUCGCCAUUAUCUACAUUCAGUUACUCUGCAGACAAGGCGCAGAAGCCACGUACAUCUGGUCCUGCGUAGCGGAUGCGCUACAGCUAGGAAAGACAUGUAUAGCGCUGCAAAGCCUUGAGGGUGUCAUGGCAGCUCUGGAUGACAGCGGUUUUGGACGACUGCAGAUUCCCCAAUUGCUGCUCGACGUCAUAUGUGCUGUACGCGAGAACACAGCGAACCAUGAAGACUCGCUCGGGCCCGUAAGCUCUUUGCUAGAGUCAGCAUUGACCGCAGCCGACACCGGUCAAAGGGAGCCAUUUUCGUCCGAUGAGUUACGCUGGCUCGCUUGUAAAAGCUACGGUAUCGCGCUCGAAUUAUAUAAACUGUCACCACUGCCGAAUAUUGUCAAGUUGCUCAAUAUAUCCACCAAGUUCAUGGAGCUAGAUCAGAAGAACACAAAGAAAGAGCCAAAUACUGAUCUCCUAGAACACUAUCUAAAAUGCACUUUCCUCCGAUCUAUGAUUGUAGUUACAGAAGCUCGAAACGAAAAGAAAUCUACCAGAAAAGAACGGCAUUACAGAGAAGCCCGCGAAGCCAUCAAACAAUUUCAAAUCUAUAUCCAAUCUCUAGGCAUUGAUUCGAUCAUAAAGUCACACGAGCACACAUGGCUAGACAGAUACCGCAUUAUCCUAUCAUUCGACUUCGAAGCCGCUGUCCACCUUCAUCAAUGGGGUGACCUCACAACGAUAAUCGAGACUUCAAACCCCGUCGUAGGCGCCAAACUCAGCUCGGUCUUCCUCGACUGCCUUCUUCGUUCCGGGGCUCCUUCGUCAUACUUAUCAAAAGCCGUCAAGCAAAUAAUCCGAACAUUCCACUCCUCGCCCUCGCCAUUUCUCAGCACCAACUCCCCAAACUUCGCCGAGUACUUCCCCCGCCAUCUCCGCUGCCUCUUCUCCCUCUCACUACAAGCAGAAGAGUACAUUCUCGCCGAGUCCGUCCUCGACCAAGCCCUCAUGCUUGCUCGCCGCGAACCAGACUCGAAGUCUAACUCCAACUCCAUCACUUACCCGAAAGACGAGGUCCAAUGGCUUGCAACAACGGCAUUCAAUCGCGCAGUCGAGUUCUUCCUGAUCUCUGCGGAUGGAGACUGUCGGCGGUGGGCGGGGAAGGCGAUUGGGCUGGCGGAUUUGAUAGGCGAUGACCGUGGGGAGCUGGGUAGGCUUCUCAGGAAGAAUUUUGCGAAGCUUCAACCUAGUUCUAAGGGUGCUUGA